AUGGAGGAACCCCCCGGUGCCGCAGCAGCAGAGGGUCCUGGGAUGGAAUUCGGCUCCCCCGAGCGGAAUGUAAUCAGAGUUCCUUCACAUCUUGCCAUGGAGGAAAAAUCUCCCGAGACUUUCUUGGACAAUGUGGGAUUAAGCAGUUGUUCUCUGGAACUGAAGAACUACAUGGAGCAGCCAGUAACAGACAGAGGAAGCCCUUCCCUUCCUUCAGAGGCUCCUUUGCAGGCAUCUGCACUGUCCAAGGGGAUGAACAGCUCCUCGGGGACAGAAUCUGCCUUUGAGUAACUUGGUCAUCUCACUACAGAGCAUGGGGACCAACAAUGGGAAGAGGAAUGGCAGCAGCAUGGAGCUGAGGAGCAUGAAAUAAGAAGAAGCAGUGAGGGAAACUUAGAAGAGACAGAACUGGUUGUCUUGGAUCCAGAACAUCCCCUGAUGAGGAGAUUCCAGGCUGCCCUGAAGAAUUACCUUACUAAGCAGAUAGAAAAAGUCAACCUAGACCUUCAGGAACUGAGGGCAGUAACAAAGGAGGUCAAAACCCAGCGAGAAGAGCUUGGGGUGGUUCUUUAUGGAGCACAGCAGCUGCUGGGGCGUCUGCAGGCGGAGCUGGAGAAGAGCCACGAGCGCCGUUCUCAGGUGGCUGCAGCACGGCAGCAGCUGGAAGAGGAACUGGAGGGCCUCAGGCUUACUCACAAGAAAAUGCAACAGAACACAGAUGAUGAACGCAAGAAAGUUUCUGCAAUGCAGACCCAGGCUGAGAACCUGGCCUUGCACCUCUUCUACAUGCAGAAUAUGGACCAGGACAUGCAUCACAACAUUUUACUAAUGAAACAGUCAUCAAAGAGGGCUGAGGCAGAGAAAGUCCAGGCUGAAGUGGAAAAGAAAAAGCAGGAUCUGCUCCUAGACCGCUUGACAAGAAGAGCCUUUGAACUGCAAGAACAGAUUGCUCUCUUGGAAGCUCAGUUUGUGGCCCAGGCAGAGGACACAAAAGUAACUCGGCAAGCAGUAAAUGAGGCUUGUAUGGAGGUACAGGCUAUUAACAUGGAGAAAAAGCGCUUGAUGAAGCACUGGAAUAGCAGCUUGGCUGGAAUGAAGCAAAGAGAUGAGGCCUAUGUUGCUGCACAAGAGUUGCUGAGCAAGUAUAGACAUGAGCUCAAGUCUCUAGAAGCAGACAUCCAUGGGUGUAGAAAGUCAAUCAGGAAGGAGGAGGAGAAGAAUGAGUUCCUUGUCACCUGCCUGAGCCGUUCACAGAACAAUGCCAACACAACAAAGAAGCUGAUUGCCCAGUGCCUUUCAAGGCAGGAGGCCUUGAAGGUUGAAUACAGCACCUACACUCGCGUUCUCCGUCAGACAGAGCAGGCCCUCAGCAAGACCAAGAUGGAUCAAGCUGCUCAUCUGACUGAGUUGCUGUCCAUCAGUAAGGACAUAAAGAAAGGAAUUGAUACCAAAGAGCAGAUGGAGAAAGAAAUUGUAGCAAAGCUUCAGGACCAGAUGAUAUCCAGCAAAGCCACAAAGCAGCUCUCACAGCUGGCUGCAAAACUUCAUAGGAGAAAAAUGGAUCUGGAGCUGCAUUUUUCUGCACUUGAGAACGAUGUGACCCAGGUUAUUCUGAAUGCAACUCACACCAACUGCAGGCUGACAAUUCUCCAGAAAACACUUUGUGAGCUGGACAAGGAAAUAAAUACUGUCAAUAAUCUGAUCAGUCACAGUGAAAGUGAGAUUGCCAGGUUCAGGCUUCUGUUUGAGAACAAGCAAGUGGUCAUCAGUCAGUACAACAAGAAGCUGGAGAUGAUUCUUUCUCAGCAGGGGGGGCAAGAACUUGGACCACUGGAAAUGGAGAUCAACAAGCUGACCAAGCAGAUAGAAGAAUGCAGUUCUGAGGUGGUGACACUGCAGAAGUACUGGCUCAAUCAGCAGAAAGAGCUGGUCAAGUUAACAAAAGAACAGGAGGAACAAUUAGCCUCCUUGGAUCUGUUAAAGAAACAGAUCACAGUAAUGCAGCAGAAGAAAGUGCGCACUGAAAAUGAAAUUAAUCAGGAAACAAAAGAGCAGAAAGACAUCGAACGUCACAUGAGGAGCAUGUCAAAUGACUUGAUCAAGCUGAAUGUGUUGAUCCACAAGAACAACAACAGCUUUGAGGAGCUGCAAUAUGGCAACAUUAUCACAGAGAACGAGUUCAUACGCUCUCUCAAGGCAGCAGAAAAAGAGUCAGUUGAGAUGCAGGAGAGGCACAGUCAGUUGACUGAGGAGAAGGAAAGACUCCUAAACAGCCUGUUGGAAGCUGAGCAUCAGAUCAUGCUAUGGGAGAGAAAGAUCCAGCUGACCAGAGAGAUGCGUGCAGCAGUGGAUUCUCAGAUGGGACAAGGUGAAAUCCGAGCCAUGAGGCACGAGAUACACAGGAUGCAAGUCCACUAUGGCCAACUGAUGAAGCAGCAGGAGAAGAUGAUUCAGGAUAUGGAGGCAUCUGUUUCUCGUAGAGAGGUGAUAUCGACUCGUGGAGAGGCUCAGAACAAAACAGAUAAGAAACGUAUCACCAAGAGUGACUUCCACAGCAAGAAACAGGAGCUGAGGAAGAAGAUCCGUGAAACACAGAAGAACACCGAAGACUGCAACAAAACCAUCCUGGAGCUGGAGAGCACCCAAGCAUCCCUUAGUGGCACCUUCUCAGAAAAGCAGCAGGAACUGCUCAGGCUGCAGGCUGAGUCCGAUGGCCUCGACUCAGAGGCAGAACAUCUUCAGCAGAGGAAGCGAUGGAACCUUUGGGAGAUUGUGGCCUACCAGGCACGCCAGAAGCAUCUGCAGGCACUGAAGGAAGGGAGGUACACUCCCCUCUGCCAUACUGAACAAGCUUGGAGAAAGGAGCAGCAGAAGCUGCAGGACAGGCUCCGUGCCAUCGAUGCCAUCGUCCACCAGGUCCAGCAGGAACAUCCCCAGCACCAAAGGACUCUCCAGUGGCUCAGUCAGUGCUUGGAAUCCAGGCUCUGCUCACGGGAAGCUUGA
This is a messenger RNA of Indicator indicator, 3003 nucleotides long. It is a transcript of the gene CCDC40, whose product is annotated as coiled-coil domain containing 40. Gene Ontology annotation, cellular component: cytoplasm; cilium. The record is from RefSeq and is a predicted model, not a curated record. The transcript has 18 exons. NCBI's taxonomy places the organism in Eukaryota, Metazoa, Chordata, Aves, Piciformes, Indicatoridae. Gene Ontology annotation, biological process: heart looping; epithelial cilium movement involved in determination of left/right asymmetry; axoneme assembly.